AAUUAAAAUUUUAAAGUAAUGUAAUUGUUUGAUCAAAGAUAGAUUGACAAUAGUUACAUUCUUUUUCACUACUUUUUCCCACACAUUCAAGCUAGAGGCCGUGCAUGGUUGCGUUCAAUUUUUCACUAUGUUUAAAUGCUCCCAUCACUAUCACGCAUGUGCGACGGCAAACAGCAGCUCGACCAGCAGACGGGGAUAGGAUAGACGGCCGCAGCACCUGAUACACCAGCGCACACAAAAGCAAUGAGCUGCAGCAGAGGGCAAAAACAACAGCUCGCGCUUCUCCAUUAAUGGUCCAUCAUGGAUUUUCCAACGCCUGGCGACUCAGCCGACCUGGGCUAUUCUCUUAAUGAAGACCGUUUCAAUGGUUCCUCUGUGUCUGGGGCGGAAUACAUACUCGGGGAGCAGGUGCACCAAAUGUCGCUUGAGCCCCUUGAGCCAAACUCGGCUAGUUAUGAUUGCCAUCAGGACCAGCAGCAGUUCGCUGCAGAGGAAUAUGAAUACUGGAAUCAAGAUUCCGUGAUUGGCGAACUAACUGCUGAGGAGAUCCGCUGGUUUUACAAAUCAGACACUGACAAGCGAUGGACUGAGUUCAACGGAUAUGAUUCACAUCAUAUCGAAUUUUUGUAUCGACAGUACAAUCAAGAGUGGCAUCAGGUCUAUAACGAACAGCAAAGCAAUGGAGGCGAGGGAGUCGGAGUGAAAAUUCCAAAACACCAAAUUGUCGUCAGAGGAGGCAUGUACGAGGUUGACGUCCACUCAUGGAAAGGCUACUCCAUAUUUUGGCCAGGCGAGGAAUUCCAAGUUACAAGAGGAACUUGGUUUUACGGUACCACCUGGCAACCCGUCGAGUACCCACCCUGUGAAACAAUAGAGCACAUGCAUCUCCAGCUAUUUUGUGGGCAGAGGCUAUCUGACUAUGCUGACUCUGGCUUAUCUCAGAAAGAAGUUUGGCACACCGAACAACUGCCUGAAUUCCAUGUAGACUGGCACUCUCCCAAAGAUGUGUUCCUCCACAAUGAAACUGCACCUUCUAAGCUAAUGAGAAGCGUGACUCAGAAAUUGGGAUUUCAAAAACCAACAGGGUGUCGCUUGAUGAGAGGAUAUAAGACUCCAGCUUUAGCUACUGACUCAGCAGAUAGAAUCACAGACAUCACUCAUCUUGUUUUUGUUAUUCAUGGCAUUGGCCAGAAGAUGGACAUCGGAAGAAUAAUCAAGAAUAGUAACAGUUUCAGGGAUUGUGUGACAUGGCUUCAGAAUAAAUAUUUCCCCAACUCCACUGAUAGGCCAGAAUUUUUUCCUGUGGAAUGGCGAACGUCUUUGAAGCUCGAUGGGGACCUAGUAUCGGCCAUUACUCCUCUUCAUUUGGAAAAGCUUCGGUCCUUACUGAAUGCCAGCGCAAUGGACAUCAUGUAUUACACAAGCCCGCUGUUUGGGCAAGAGAUUCAAGCUGGCUUAUGCGUCGAACUGAACCGGCUAUAUUCGAUGUUCCUUGAACGCUAUCCUAACUUCAAAGAAAAUGGCGGGAAAUGUUCUGUUGUCGCUCACUCCCUCGGCUGUGUCAUCCUUUACGACAUAGUGACUGGGUGGUUGCCAAAUGAUCCCAUGGCGUGUCUUCAGAAAGCUAACAGCUCAGAGGGCAGGGAAGAGAUGCUCAAGAAGUCUGGGCUAUUGUUCGAGAUUGAGAACAUGUUUUGUCUUGGAUCUCCGCUGUCAGUCUUCUUAGCAUUGAGGUGGAAAGACCCGCAUGAGCCGGAAAACCACGACAAAGUCCUCCCACCAAAAUUGUGCAAGCGACUGUACAACGUUUUCCACCCUGCUGACCCUGUCGCGUACAGAUUGGAACCUCUUUUGGUGAAGGCGUACAAAACCAUCGCUCCUCUAACUCUGCAAUCAUACAACGCAAGUGCCAAGAUGCCCUAUGACCUGAUGCCACUGGAGCCGAUCCAAACUGAAUCAAUAUACUUGAGGAAGAUAGCCUCUGCUGGUGAUUAUUCGGACAGAGAUGAAGCAACCCCAGAACCUGUGAGCAGUUCGAUUCCAUCACCGCCUACUCCAUCCAGGGAUCGGUGGAGUUUGUGGAGUUUGAUGAGAGGUGGUCGUCGCUCUGUUCAGGCAGAGGGAAGCCAUGAGCCUAUUGUCAAAGAAGGCUCAGGAUCCCCAACUCAUCAUCAUGAAAAUGCUUUGAGAGGGCUAGAACACAGGCUGGACUUUGUUUUGAGAGAAAACCAAUUAGCCACAAGCUACUUUGCCGCUUUGACAUCACACACCGCAUACUGGGAAAACUAUGACGUCGCAUUUUUCAUCCUAACCCGUUUGUUCCCUCAACUGGAACAGGAAGCCCAAUUGCCUACAAACUUUGUUGAUGGAUCGCCUUGCAUUCAGAAGAAUAGUCGUCUCAUCUAGAACACUAGAAUCUCAUCUGUUUGUUAUAAUUUCUCACAUCAAGUUAUGGGAAAUUAAUGCCAGUAUAUUUAAUUCCAACUGAGAUUAUUUGAACGCCAGUUAAGAAAAAAUACGUGGCCAAAUUCAUUGUCAUGAAAAAAUCAAAAACAUAAAAAUUAAUUUGCGUUUGUUCAUUUGGUGUACUUUUUUAUUAUAUCUGGAAAAAUUUGUAUUUAGUAAUUAUUUAUUGGAAUUAAGCCUUUUUUAAACUAUUUUGGAAAGUAUUGAUUGAGCCAUGACGGGUAACAUAACAAGAAAUAUCUAAAAAGAAUCAAUAAGUAUAGCCAUACAAUUUAUAUGCUAUUUUUUCAGACCUAAUUUUACGCAGUUAAAAGAGAAAAACGUGUCCGCCUAUUCCUACUAGAGCCACUGGCUUGCACUAGUCUAAUUUUAUGACAAGCUCAAAAUGCAUUUUCCUCUUUUUAAUUUCACUAAGUGAUAAUUUUGAAUGUAAUCUUAGUUCCAAUUUUUGCAUCGGCUUUCACAUUCGUUUAAGCAACAGCAUGUUGAUCUUCACUUUUUCAAAUUGAUUACUUCACCUUAGGAGAACAGCUGCCAUUUUUCAGGUCAAAUUAGUUUGGCUUUUAAAAAGAGUUGUGAUAAUUGUCUACUUUUGUUCAAAAUAAUCUAUUUGAUCACAGGUGAUUAUAUUGCGUAGUUUUAGUAAUUUGAAAUGAAAAAUAGCCGUAUUGAUUAAGGACCACUGUAAAUUUCGUCUGGCUAUUAUGCUGUCCACUUUUGAUACUAUGGUGAAACAACGUGCGCCAGUAAUAUGUAGUUGAUGUCCGGUUUUUUUGGAAACCACUACGUGCCUGUGACAUUAAAAUUGAUUAGCAAAUUCGAUUGUCGCACUUUGAUGUCGCCCUCGGAUAGCCAUUGGAAAACUCUAAUCAAAUGUGUGUUUCUUUGGAGGUACGAACCGGAAUCACCACCGGAGUUCUGUGGCUGAAUCCUCCAGGCUGAAGCGGGAAAUUCUCCCUUCAGUCAGUCAAACAGCUUCCUCCCCUCGCGGGACAACAUUUUGUGUUGUAUUGUACACAAACAAACAAUAUCGCGUUUCAGGUAUACUUACAACAAUAUUGUAAUAGGUCAAAAUUGUGAUAUCAAUCAGAUAGCAGUCUUGAGCAAAUUGCUUGCUACUUUUGAUGAUGUUUGUAUAUGCAUUACCAAAGUGAACGUUAUUGAUGUACUAUUAAAAAAUAGACUAGCUUUGUAGUUUUUGUUAGGUAGAUUUGUUCAAUAAAGAAAAUUUCGCAAAUAAA
Cloeon dipterum is the source of this 3707-nucleotide messenger RNA. RefSeq names its product phospholipase DDHD1-like. NCBI's taxonomy places the organism in Eukaryota, Metazoa, Arthropoda, Insecta, Ephemeroptera, Baetidae. The transcript has 17 exons. The record is from RefSeq and is a predicted model, not a curated record. Gene Ontology annotation, cellular component: cytoplasm. Bases 301 to 2406 code for a protein of 701 amino acids. Gene Ontology annotation, molecular function: glycerophospholipase activity; metal ion binding.